GUCGCCGCGCCGCGCCUCGCGCGAUUCGCUACCGUUCCCCAUGGACCCCAGUACUCUCGCCGCCAUGGACAAGGACGCGUUGAAGAAGCAGAUCGAGAACAUGAAGUACCAGGCGACGAUGGAGCGCUGGCCGCUGUCCCGGAGCAUCGCAGCGAUGCGCGAGUUCGUGGAGGAGAACGAGAAGAGCGACCCCCUGAUCCACGCGCCGGACAAGAAGAACAACCCCUGGGCGGAGAAGGGGAAGUGCUCCAUCAUGUAAACGUUGGUGACGUCGUCCUCGCCCUCGUCCUCCUCCCCUCCAACCUGCCCACUCCCCUGCCCAACCCGCCACGCCACGCCGCGCCGCCUCUCCGCGCCCUCCGCGGCGUCCUCGGGUCCACCCUCAUCAUGCACUGCACCAUGGCGCCAUGACUUCGGUGCCAUGACCACAGUGCCAUGGCCUCGGUGCCAUGAUCACGGUGCCGUGACCACGGUGCCAUGACCUUGGUACCUUGACCAUGGUGCCAUGACCUCGGUGUCACGACCAUGGUGCCAUGACCACGGUGCACCAUGUACCACAGCGGUCAGCGCGGCGCGGCGCACCGACCAAGUGGUGUGUUCAUAAAACAUGUGCUUAAAAGUCGUUCCAUGCCAACAGUAAUGUUCAAUAUUAUUGUUGUUUCUGAUUAUUAAAAAAAAUACCAAAUUGUUGUCAUGUUAGAGUGACUAAUACUGCAAGAGUUGCAUAAUAAACAAUAAUGCCAUUUUCACCUAUCUUUAUAAGUUAAACAUAAUAUUGUCAUUUGUGCUAAGAUUUAUUCCAUUGUCAAACUUAAGUGUGUAUUUAUGUGUUACUGUGUAAGACAUGACUGGGUGUUCUACACUGGAUGUCAUGAGUGCAGAAGUGAUUCUGAUGAGUGAUUUGUGAACCUGACUGUGAGGCCAUGUCUCGACAUCCUCUGGGACGCAGAGAAUGAGCCCAUUUCUAAACUCUAGUCCAGUGGCGUGUCAGUGAACCAGAAAUAAUUAGUUGCAGUUAUUUAUACUUCUUUGUCCACAUACACGUCCCUGAUUUUGUUUAAUCCAUAAUGUUUGUCAAUUUCCCAAACAUUCCACUUUAGGUGUAUUUGUUGUUGUUUUGUUGAAAGAUGUUAAUGUUUUGUUCUUUUUUUUUUGUUGCUUUGCUUUUGAAAUGGUAAUAGGAAGGUUGCACGCCACUGUUUUGUAUUCAUAGCCAUAAUCUGUAAAAUGAAAUCAGAGUAGAUCAUUUUUGUUACUUAGUGUUGAUAAUGCUAUGUUGCUUAAAAGAUGCUCCACAAGGCGUGGUUCUCCAAUCUAGAAUCAAUGUGGCAUAUUGCAACGGCUCAAUCUAUCAUAAAAUAAAUCAAACUUCUUCUUUAAAACCAUUUUUAGAUCAAUUUUUUUUGUUCUGUAGAUCUAAUGAGUUCAACCAUGUGCUCAAGGCAAUGUAACACCUUGUCCCCUUUCCAAAUUUUAAAAAUUAAGUACUGUAACCCAGUUAUUGAAACAUAUUUGGAUUCUCAACCACUUCUAAACUUUUCAAGGAGGCAAUAAUGUUCAGAAAGGUAAAAGUAAUGAAACUUCAGUCUAGUCAUAUGAUAUUUUCAAUUGUAUGUUGUAAAACAUAGUUUGGGACACGUCUUAAAUUUUAUUUAUCACAUUAAUCAAUAAAAGCUGUGGAGAAAA
Molecule: messenger RNA, 1686 nt
Organism: Thrips palmi
Lineage: Eukaryota; Metazoa; Arthropoda; Insecta; Thysanoptera; Thripidae
Gene: Ggamma30A
Product: guanine nucleotide-binding protein subunit gamma-e
Exons: 2
Coding region: 41-259 (72 amino acids)
Biological process (GO): phospholipase C-activating G protein-coupled receptor signaling pathway; sensory perception of taste
Cellular component (GO): heterotrimeric G-protein complex
Molecular function (GO): G-protein beta-subunit binding
Source: RefSeq, a predicted model, not a curated record